Zonotrichia albicollis (white-throated sparrow) is the source of this 385-nucleotide messenger RNA. NCBI's taxonomy places the organism in Eukaryota, Metazoa, Chordata, Aves, Passeriformes, Passerellidae. The record is from RefSeq and is a predicted model, not a curated record.
CCCAGAGCCCAGAGACCCCAAAUCCUGGAAAGUCGGAGCGCAGAGACCUCAAAACCCAGAGAGCCUGAACCCAGAUUUCCUGAGAGCUGCAGCCAGGACAGGAGAAAGCCGGAGCCCUGAAACCCUGGGAGCCCUGAAACCUCGGGAACCCCAAAACCCCAGGAACCCUGAAACCCCAGGAACCCUGAAACCUGGGAGUCCCCAGGCGCCCCCAGCCCAGGCCAGGGGUCAGGAGCCCCAUCCAGCCCCGUGUGCAGAGGGAGGGUCCCUCACCCCAGAAGGAGCAGUGGCAUGUGGCAGGUGUGACCCUCCCCACCUGUGCCAGCCCGCCAUGGAGCCGUGCCCGGGGCAGCCCCAGGAGGCCCUGCUGACGGUCAACGAGCAG